AGUUACGAUAUCAACUCAAUCAUGGAUUUUUUUUGCUUUUCGCCAAUCGCAUUGGCAAGUUUGACGCCACCGACGAUCAAAUGUGUUCGGGCAGAUUCUUUAUCGGUCACCGGAUGCCACGGCAGGGCUAUAAUGGCUACCCAAUUGCACUUGUAUGCGUAUAUUGGGCAUCUCUUGGACCUGCACCUGCAUUUUCGGAGGAUUGAGGAGAGCUACCUUCCGAUUGAAUCGAGUUUACAGACAUCACUGGUCCAGAUAUACGCUCGCCCAGGGACCUUCAGUUUAGUGGGUAUCACGCCAGAGGAGCACUUGAGUAACUGA
This is a messenger RNA of Periconia digitata, 321 nucleotides long. The record is from the annotation of a GenBank genome assembly. NCBI's taxonomy places the organism in Eukaryota, Fungi, Ascomycota, Dothideomycetes, Pleosporales, Periconiaceae.